AUGUCAAGCUACUCAAACCUUUUCACCAAGCCUCACACUCGCCAGAGCCACAACAUCCCCGACAUGGACGGAGACGAUUCACACAAGGCCUACACCGAGGGCGCCUCGUCGGCCAACCCGAACAUGGAUCUGACUGAUAGCAUCCACGAAGACGCUAAGCCUAGAGCAGAACCCAUCGGCGAGAAAACCACGGGCGGCGGCUCAGCCUUCAGUUCUGAAGGUGCUGUUGGCAAGCAGUUCACCACGGAGGGCAUGAUCGGUGGCAUGGCCCAGGCCAUCGGCGGACCGCUCGACAAGGAGGGCGCCAUCGGCAAGCACUUCACAGAGUCUGGCUCCAUCGGCGGCUCGGUGCAGGAGCACCUUGGGUCCGGCGAGUCGAACAGCAUCAGGAAGUAA
Molecule: messenger RNA, 396 nt
Organism: Coniosporium apollinis CBS 100218
Lineage: Eukaryota; Fungi; Ascomycota; Dothideomycetes
Exons: 4
Coding region: 1-396 (131 amino acids)
Source: RefSeq, a predicted model, not a curated record